UUACUUUAAAGCAUUUAUGAGUAUUAAUGUCAAUAUAAAUGAGUGCAAACUCCAAAACUUUUGUUUUUUGGCAUUUUAAGAGAGCGAAGUGUUGUUUAGGAAGAGAUGAAAUCCCCUUACGGGCUGUUUACUGUUUGUGUAUUGACUGCCUCUGUUUGGCUUAAGCUAGUUAAUGAGCAGCUCGGAGGAAGCUGCCACUGCUGCAGAAGCUCAGGUUACCUUUCACAAGGCUAGCCGAUUCUUAGCGUGACAUUUCCAGGAGAACUGAGAGCGGAAGACAGGGAGUAAGCAAAUCACACCAUGCUACCUGACAAGGACGGUCCAGUCAUUGGAGGGGGUCAGGGCUCCCCUGAAGGAGAGGACCCCUCUGUGACUCUGUUCAGGGAAUACCUCCGGCUUAAAACCGUCCACCCUGACCCCGACUAUGAUUCUGCUCUCAGGUUCUUGGACAGAAUAGCUGAGGAGCUGGAGCUUCCCAUGAAAAAGAUUGAGGUCUGUCCAGGCAGAGUGGUGUCUAUCAUGACAUGGGGAGGGACGAAACCCGCCCUAAAGUCCGUCUUGCUCAACUCCCACACAGAUGUUGUACCUGUUUACCAGGAGCACUGGAGAUACGAUGCUUUCAGUGCUAUGAAAGAUGCUGAGGGUAACAUUUUUGCCCGUGGAUCUCAGGACAUGAAAUGUGUGACUAUACAGUACAUUCAGGCGGUCAGAAGGCUGAAGGCGCAGGGAUGGAAACCAUCACGCACUGUGCAUUUAAUGUUUGUUCCUGAUGAAGAAGUUGGAGGCCAUAAGGGAAUGGAAACGUUUGUGACGCAUCCAGAGUUUCAAAAGUUAAACAUCGGCUUUGCUCUCGAUGAAGGUCUGGCCAAUCCUGGUGAGGCUUUCACUGUGUUUUAUGGAGAAAGGAACCCCUGGUGGAUUACUGUCCGCUGCCCGGGGAGCCCUGGUCAUGGCUCUAGGUUUGUGGAAAACACAGCUGCAGAAAAACUUCGACAAGUCAUCAACUCUUUUCUGGACUUCAGAGAGAAGGAGAAACACCGGUUAAACACCAGUGAGUGUUUCACACUGGGAGAUGUCACCACUGUGAAUAUGACCAUGGUCAAAGGAGGUGUGGCCUACAACGUCAUCCCAGUUGAAAUGGAUGUCAGCUUCGACUUAAGAAUCCCCCCCACAGUAAACCUCCAGGAGUUUGAAAAGCAGAUCAAGCAGUGGUGUAAAGAUGCAGGAGAUGAUGUCACGUAUGAGUUUGCUCAGAAACACAUGAACCAGAACGUCACGUCCACAGCUGAGGACGACCGCUGGUGGAGCGCUUUCAGCGCCGCCUGCAAGUCAUUGAAUAUGACUUUGGAAAAGGAGAUAUUCCCAGCUGCCACCGACAGCCGUUUCAUCAGAGCAGUGGGGAUCCCUGCGAUUGGCUUUUCUCCGAUGAACAGGACCCCCAUUCUGCUGCACGAUCAUAACGAACACCUGAAUGAGCGAAUCUUCCUGAACGGCAUCGGCGUGUACGAGAGGCUCAUCCCGGCUCUGGCCGCUGUUCCUGCCUCACCUGAUGAGGCUUAGUCAAUCUUUAAUCCUCUCCGAAACACUUUUUGCUGGCUGUGUGAAUAUCUAACUUGAGGAAUUUGCAGAGAUUACCAAAGAAUAACAUGUGUAUGAUUAAGCCAAACUGAGCACUUAAACUUUGAUACUUGUUAAUUUUGGAUUAUUCUCAGGUAGUUUUGAAUUACAUCAAAUUGCAUCAGAUCCAUAUCAUCCUAAAGAAAAAGCAUUACCUAUUGUGCUAAUGAUUGUUUUCACUUGUAUAACCAUUAUGUGAUGAAGAUCACGCAUUUAUUUAAUUCUAAAUGAUUGUUCGACAAAUACAGUCUUGUUUAAUAAACAAUAGAAUAAUGAA
Molecule: messenger RNA, 1894 nt
Organism: Poecilia reticulata (guppy)
Lineage: Eukaryota; Metazoa; Chordata; Actinopteri; Cyprinodontiformes; Poeciliidae
Product: aminoacylase-1A-like
Biological process (GO): amino acid metabolic process
Cellular component (GO): cytoplasm; voltage-gated calcium channel complex
Molecular function (GO): voltage-gated calcium channel activity; aminoacylase activity
Source: RefSeq, a predicted model, not a curated record